UACUGAUUCUUUGUUGUUUUCAAAAUGCUUCGGUUCUGUAGCAUGUUUUAAUUAAUUUCUUUAUUGCUUUGAUUAUGAUUGCAGUGUAGGGCUGUUUGCAAGACCACAAACUCAAAAAUAAGCCCAUUGAAUAUUACAAUUUUAAAUAAGAUAAUUGCAAAUAAAUUAAACCGUAGUACAUAAUAGAAAAACCGGUACACAUAUUGUCAUUAGCAAGCUUUCCUCAUUUCCACAGUAUUCAAUGGUAUUAUAUUUAUGCCGACUAUCCAAUGGUUAUUUUCAAUUAACAGUGUAAUUGAUACUUCAAGAACUCAACGAGGGUUGCCUCAAAACUCGUUUCGCGAAGGCAACUGUUAUGAAAACAAAUUUACGAAUCAAUCAAAACAUACGCGCAUCAAAAUAUAUCAGGCUCAACUUGUUUUCCCAUCGAAAGGGAUGAAAUGGAAUGGGAUCUGAUAGGAGGGCAGGACUUGAGAGAAAACAUGGAUGCGGAUGGGUUCACCACGUGGAAAAGGGAGGAAACCAACCUACGACCCCUAACGUUAACCACAACAAAUCAAAAACUUUCAAAAUUAUGUUUAGUGCUGAAUUUCUUCAUGUUAAAAAUACUCUUUUUAUGUAAGGGUAUACUAUCCGCAUUAAACAGAAGCAGAAUCACAGCAAACAUUUGAUGGAGACAACCGAACUCGUGUACUUUAUUGCCUUCGCGGGCCUAAUCUCGUCCGUUGAUAAGGGUAAUACAAUUGAGCCAAGGGGAUGGCUACCUGGCCGGUGCUGGGAAACGCCUAUUAAACGCCUGGCUGCUUCCGAAUGAGAUUUGUAUUGGGCCAGGCCAAUCUCUUCGUCCUGCCAGACAGGGAUGGCCAUACACUAUCUGCCUGGGAUGCAAAUGGCGGCGAUGGGAGGUCCUGGGAUAAAUAGCUCGUGGAUGCGCAACGAACUCAGCAGUAGCACUUUGACCAGCCCGGCGAAAGGAUCGAUCGCCCAGAGAUGAGUGACUUCAGCAUCGAGUAUAUUCUGAACCGCGCCGGCGAUAGAUAUGUGGGCACCAAUGCCUCGGUGGGCGUCCUUCAGCGACUUCGUGCCAGCCUGCCGUUCCAUCCGUACGCCCCGCCAUCGUAUUCCAGCAAGGCUCCUCCUCGGGGAUCUCCUCCAGCGGUGGCCGAGUGUCAGGUUCCGGUCUACGACUGGCUGCAGUACACCCGCUAUCAUCCGCCCAAGCUGCCCAGGGCACUGCGGCAAAGUGCUCCCGCCAAAAGGACUCCCGGCCGCCUGCCCCGCAUCCCCUUCACUCCCCAGCAGCUUCAGGCUCUGGAGAGUGCCUACAAGGAGUCCAACUACCUGAGCGCCGAGGAUGCCAACAAGCUCGCCGAAUCCCUGGAACUGACCAACACGCGGGUCAAGAUCUGGUUCCAAAAUCGAAGGGCCCGCGAACGACGGGAGAAACGCGAAAAGGACGAGAGCUGCGACUCCACCUUCUCCUCGAAUGCCUCCAGUCCGGAACCGGAAAUGAUAGUCGUAGCUUAAGAUGGAGAAGGAUCCACUCCAUCUCCUCUUCCACCAUGGCUGUUACCGUGUAACUUCACAUUCAAAUUAAGUGGCUUUCUGUAAAUACAUUUACAUAUUUGUAAGAUAGCAUAAGUAAAACAAUAUUUCCUAAA
Messenger RNA from Drosophila rhopaloa, 1661 nucleotides. Its product is annotated as homeobox protein MSX-2. Gene Ontology annotation, molecular function: DNA binding; DNA-binding transcription factor activity, RNA polymerase II-specific. The record is from RefSeq and is a predicted model, not a curated record. Gene Ontology annotation, biological process: regulation of DNA-templated transcription. Lineage: Eukaryota; Metazoa; Arthropoda; Insecta; Diptera; Drosophilidae. The transcript is spliced from 2 exons. The coding region runs from base 991 to 1527 and encodes 178 amino acids.